AUGCCUCUUUUUGCGGCUCCGCUAAUCUAUGGAACAACCGUCGCCAUUUCGAUUCCAAUCUUUGCGGCCGUGUGCCAAAACCUGCGGACCCCAUAUCUCGACGAAGUUUUCCAUGCUCCACUAACCCAGCGAUACAUUGCUACACUCGACUUUACCCAAUGGGACCCCAUGAUCACCACCCCGCCUGGGCUUUACUGGCUUGCCACUUUAUACGCGUAUGGGAUCGUGCGCCCGGUCAUCGCAUUGUUCCGUGUGUUUGAUAGUGGCGCCGUAGCAGCUGCUGGGAGUUUUGGUCGUAUGGCCGGGGCCAUUGCUGCGCUAGAAAUUGGCGACGUGUGGGUCUUACGUUCGCUUAAUCUUGUGGGAGUUCUAUUUGUCCUGCCCGUUGUUUUGAACUCAUUGUAUUCCGCGCAGACAACUUUGCGAGGAGUCCAGAAGAAACAACAUACUGUUGUAGAAGAACCAACCUACGCGUCGAUCAUUACCUUCCCACUCAUCUACUUCUUUGCCUUUUUGUAUUACACAGACGUGUGGUCUGCUAUUCUGGUGCUUGCUGCGCUAGCUGUUGGCCAAUCCGCACUGGCCAGGGACCCAACCAAACGCACCUUGGCUGGGCCCGUGGUCGCGUCACAGGUCCGGUUGCUCUUUGCAUCUUCAAUCUUGGCUCUGCUCUCACUUACGUUCCGCCAAACCAACAUUGUAUGGGCAGGUUACGUUGCGCUGACGCUUCUUGAGAUCCAAGCAAACAAACUCGCACCACCACAAUCUGCCAAAGACCCGUCUCCAACGUUGGUCACACGCGCCAGCCGCAUUGUUGCAACAGCUUUGGAUUGGCACUCACCUAUUUCGCGUGCAAUCACGCUCGGAUACGGCGCCGUGGCUGCCGCCUUUGCUGCAUUUUUGGUUUGGAACAAUGGAGCCAUUACUCUCGGCGACCAAGCCCAUCAUCAAGUCUCUGCCAAUCUUGGUCAGAUCUUUUACCUGGCACUCCAUGCCGCCUUUUUCUUUGGCCCACCGCUCGUCUUUUAUGGUGUCGUUAGUAUUGCCCGCACAGGCCAACUCCCCCUACGCGCCAAGUCUGCAGUAGUUGCUGGUGCCGUGUUUGUGAUCAUUUCUGUUCUUGUGGCAUGGUCUCUGAACACUUUUGCGUUUGCCGAGCCCCUACACCCACACCCAUUCACACUGGCAGACAACCGGCACUAUACGUUUUAUCUUUGGCGCCGCGUGUUGGCCCCGUGCCGAGUGAGUUUGAGUGCUGCACUUAUUCGUGCACCUGUUUUUACUGCCGGAUUUGUCAUUUUGGCAGUCCCGUUGGUUCUUCCAUUUUUCACCAACAAGAAGAGCAAGAUCUCUUGCUCCUCCUCCUCUUCUUCCUCUUCCUCGGUAUUUUCUGUGCUUGCGUUUAUGGCAGCCACUGCGGCAACUCUCAUUCCAAGCCCAUUGUUAGAGCCGCGCUACUACAUUGUUCCACUAGUCGUGUGGCGCGCCUGCCACUUUGCUCCAGUCUUGGAUCCGUUACUCCAGACUCAGACUCAGACUCAGGAGUCUGAAAAAAAAAACCAACCCCCAACUGAUGAAGAGCAAACAUUGCUGGACCGGGUGGCAUUCCAAGAUAUUGAGUUCAUGUAUAACGGAUACAUCAACGUCAUCACGUUUAUUGUUUUUCUGUGCUAUCCAUUUACUUGGGCAUCCGAACCUGGCAUGCUUCAACACUUCAUGUGGUGA
This is a messenger RNA of Magnusiomyces paraingens, 1725 nucleotides long. RefSeq lists its product as uncharacterized. The transcript has a single exon. Gene Ontology annotation, biological process: protein N-linked glycosylation; dolichol-linked oligosaccharide biosynthetic process. The record is from RefSeq and is a predicted model, not a curated record. Gene Ontology annotation, molecular function: dolichyl pyrophosphate Glc2Man9GlcNAc2 alpha-1,2-glucosyltransferase activity. Gene Ontology annotation, cellular component: endoplasmic reticulum. Lineage: Eukaryota; Fungi; Ascomycota; Dipodascomycetes; Dipodascales; Dipodascaceae. Bases 1 to 1725 code for a protein of 574 amino acids.